Molecule: messenger RNA, 3681 nt
Organism: Lottia gigantea (owl limpet)
Lineage: Eukaryota; Metazoa; Mollusca; Gastropoda; Lottiidae
Exons: 24
Coding region: 68-2440 (790 amino acids)
Biological process (GO): nuclear-transcribed mRNA catabolic process, nonsense-mediated decay; mRNA export from nucleus
Cellular component (GO): nuclear cap binding complex; nucleus
Molecular function (GO): RNA cap binding; protein binding; mRNA binding
Source: RefSeq, a predicted model, not a curated record
AAAAGGCACACAACAUAAUAAACUUUGCUAUAUUCCCUUUCACUGUUUUGCAGUAGAAAAUCUGAAAAUGUCAAGGCGUCGAAGAGAAUCUUACAGUGAUGAUGAAGAUGAUUCUAGCCGGCAUAAAAGAAGAAGAACUUCAGAUGAUGUAAACAUUGAAGAUAGAUUAGAUUCUCUUAUAACAAGAGUCGGUGAAAAAAGUACAUCAUCAUUGGAAAGUAAUUUAGAAGGAUUAGCUAGUGUAUUGGAAGCUGAUUUACCUAACUAUAAAGAUAAGAUUAUUAAGAUUCUAUGUGAUUGUGUGAUAUAUUUACCAGAAAAGAUAACUGUUUACACUACAUUAGUUGGCUUAUUGAAUGCAAAAAAUUAUAACUGUGGGGGAGAGUUUACAGAACUAAUAGUACGAAACUUAAAAGACUAUCUGAAGACUGGGAAAUUUGAAGAUGCUCGUAUGACUGUAAGAUUUAUAGCUGAUCUAGUCAAUUGUCAUGUAUUAGUAGCUGGGUCAGUUCUACAGAUGUUUGAUAAUUUGAUAGAAGUUACAUUAGAAGAUAAUAUACCUCAGGUGCGAUCAGAUUUUUAUGUAUAUGCUGUCCUAUCUGCAUUACCUUAUGUUGGAAGAGAACUAUUUGAGAAGAAAGAACAAGAAUUGAAUAAGUUAUUACAGACAAUAGAAAAUUAUAUCAGUAAAAGACAUCAUAUUCAUGUACCUUCAUUACGAGUCUGGUCGUCAGAUGAUCCACACCCACAAGAAGAGUAUUUAGAUUGUUUAUGGGCACAAAUUAAAAAUCUACGAAAUAACAAAUGGAUGGAGAAACAGAUAUCAAGACCAUAUAAUGCUUUUGACAGUGUAUUAUGUGAUGCCCUACAACAUACAUUACCCCAAAUAAUACCACCAUCACAUAACGAUGAAAUCAAAUACCCCCUACCUAUGGUUGUGUUUAGAAUCUUUGAUUAUACUGAUGUACCAGAGGGAACAGUCUUACCAGGAAGUCAUGCUAUUGAAAGAUAUUUAAUAGAAGAACAUCUUCAGAAGAUUAUAGAUUCUAACUUUCUUGAAAGAAAGGAAUGUGCUGCAGCUUUGUUAAGUUUUCCAACCAAAAAUAAACUUCCAUUGAACUAUAUCAUUAUUGAGACAUUAUUUGCUGAAUUAUUUAACUUACCUAAAGAAAGACAUUUAGAGUUAUUUUAUGGUGUAUUAUUGAUAGAAUUAUGUAAAUUACAACCCAGUACUAUGCCUCAAGUUCUGGCUCAAGCAACAGAGAUGUUAUUUGAAAGAAUUGACACUAUGCAUACAAUUUGUAUUGAAAGAUUUGUGAAUUGGUUUUCGUAUCAUUUGAGUAUGUUUCAAUUUAGAUGGAGUUGGGAUGAUUGGUCUGUCUGUUUAGAACAGGAUCCUAAUAACCCUAAACCAAGAUUUGUUCACGAAGUUCUUCAUAAAAUAUUACGACUUUCUUAUCAUCAACGAGUAAUGGAAUCAGUUCCAGAAUCAUUCCAUUGUUUAUUACCAUUAAAACCUCAACCAUGUUAUAAAUAUGAACAGGAAGGAGCAGGAAGUUUACCAGGUACAAUGAAAGCACAUGCUUUAAUGUCAGCUAUAAAAUCUAAAUGUACCCCAGAAGAAGCAGCUCAAAUAUUAAAAGAAUUACCAAGUGACAUGAGUGAUGAUAAUGAUUUAUCAUUUAAUCCAUUAAAGAUUGAUGUAUUUGUCUCCACUCUGUUGUAUCUUGGUAGUAAAUCAUUUAGUCAUUCAUUUGCCGCUCUUGCCAAAUUUCAUCCAUUAUUAAAAUCUCUGGCUGAAACAGAAGAAAGUCAAAUUUAUUUAUUAAAAACAUUGUACUCAGUAUGGAAAUCUCAUCAACAAAUGUUAGUAGUAUUAGUUGAUAAAUUAUUACGUACACAAAUAGUAGAAUGUUCUGCAGUAGCUAAUUGGUUAUUCUCAGAUUCAAUGAAACAAGACUUCAUUAGUGGUUAUUUAUGGGAGAUAAUGCACAGUACUAUCAAGAAAAUGAGUAAACAAGUAGAUAAACUACAGAAAGAAGUGGAUGAAGGCAGAGAUAGAUUAGAUGCUCAAAGACGUAGGGCAGCAGAUGGAUUAGAUAUGGAUGGUUAUGAUGAAGAUAUUCCUACAACAGAAAUGAUCGAUAGAAUGGAGGAGAAAUUGGAAUCAGCCAUUAGUCAACAGAAAAGUUUAUUUCUCAUCAUAUUUCAGAGGUUUAUUAUUUUACUAACAGAACAUUUAGCUCGUUGUGAAUCAGAAGGUAUAGAUUAUAAUACAGCGUGGUAUAAAUGGGUUAUAGAAAGAUUACAACAAGUCUUUUUACAGCACCAUACUCUGGUCUAUAAAUAUGUUAUGACAUUAGAAGAGUUACUAUUUACCAGUAAUAUUGAUAUACAUAUUCUAGAGGUCUUUCAACAAUUCUGUUCUCUUAGAUCUUAAAUAUCUCCCUAUUUAUAAUGCGGAUUAGGUGCUUAGUUACAAUAUUAUAAAAGUAUGACAUUGAUGAAGAAUAUUGUACUUAUUUAAGCUUUUGAAAAAGAGAUGCUGCAUUGGCAAACAAUUAAGACUUAUAGUUACAUUGAGUGGGCUGGAAAAGUGAGCAUAUCCUGCCUGCCUGGACAGGGACAACUACCAAAAUACAGAUCUCUUGUUCAACAGUAUUCAUUUUUAUAAUUAGCUCUGUGGACUCUCUGAAAGCCUGUAGUUAAUUGGGAAGAAAUUAAUAAUACAUUUAUAAUCAUUACAAAAUAUCUUUUCAAAAUGACAAGUUUGUGGACAAAAAUCUCAAUCUUGUUUCUUCUCCAAGUCAGUAUGUAUAUAUUUGUAUUUCUUCUAAUAUUCAUUUUAUCAUGGUUCAUUUAUCAUCUUUAAAUAUUACAAGUUGUGAAUAUUAUAUACAAGGGAUUGUAAAGUAAUUUUCUAAGUUGUGGUACCAUUCUGUGUCUAUGGUUCCUGCAAUCCCCGUAAAAUUAAGCGCUUUAUGACAUCACUAAUCGCGAAGGGGCUUAUGUGAUAAUGCAUAUAUUGUGAUUAGUGACAUCAUCAAACACUUAGUUUUAGUGAAAUUGUACAAACCACAGACGUCUUACUGAAAAUGGGAAUGAUGCAAAUUGAUGGUAUGUGUCCUUGACCACAUGAAAAUUUUAGAAAACCUCUUAACAAUCCCUUUAAUAGCUUGAAUUUCAAUAGGCCAGCUUAUGUCAUAGUAUUUGUUGCAAUGUUAAUGUAACUUUCAUAUUCCUAGCUGAUUUUAACAAUAGGACUGUUUUUAUUCUACAUUUGUAAUAUAGUUUCAGAGCAUGAAAUUUGCUCAGGAUAAGAAAGAAUGUUGAAGGAUAAUUCAAUCAAAAUUCUGUUCAAUUGAUUUUAUUUUAAGGCUAGUUCAAUUGGAACUCAUGGUCCAUUACCACUGCUAAAAAGUGAAAAUAAUAUUUUAUGUUGUAAGGAAUCACUAGCAAAAGUUCAGAAUAUCUUUGUCCAUUGUAUCAUUAAGGAAGUAUUAAGAAGUGUAGAGGAAUGGGGGUGUGGUUUGGACACGAUCCUGUCAGACUUUACUUACAUGAAUCAUGUUUUCAUUUCUUCUUACAAAUAAUUUUAGAAUGUACAACUUGCUUAAUAGUUUGUAAUUUGUUAUGUAUUUUUUAUGUAGUGACUGAAGAAUAAAGUCUAUUAUGAACGUC